CUGUAUUUUAUACGAAUUUCAACAAGGAAGAAAUGCUACAGAAGCAUGUAGAAAUUUAUUGAAAGUGUUUGGUAAAGGUACAGUUUCUGAUAGGACAUGCAGAAGAUGGUACGAAAAAUUUGAAACAAGUGAUUUCGACCUUUCUGAUAAGUCACGUUCUGGGCGACCAUCUUUGAUCGACGACGAUGUUGUUAAGGCAAUGUUGGAGCAAGAUCCUUUUCUGACAACAUCAGAGAUCGCAGAAAGGCUUAAUUCAGUUCAACAAACCAUUUCUGACCAUAUUCGGAAGAUAGGAUUGGUGUGGAAGUAUUCAAGAUGGGUGCCGUCCAAAAAGAGGCCGGCAAUGUUCAAUAGGAAGGAUAUGAUACGAUAACGCACCACGAUAACGCCAGACCACACGCUGCUUUAGGGACCCGUCAAAAAAUUGCAGAAGUAGUGUGUAGUAUGUGUUAUACUUUGUUUGCAACAAUUUAUAAUUGAAAGUGGUAUGACUAAUUUGAUAUUUGGAGUUGGUAUAGGAUUGUUCCUUAUUUUAGUUCUUUGGGCUUUAGCUCUAUUGAUAUUUAUUAUUUCUUUAAGAAUUGAAAAAAAAAUUGGUAUUAUUGCUAUACUUAUAGUUAGUAUAUGCACAAUCAUUUUAAUUACAUUGCCAAGAGCAUCAGGAAAACCUAUUAUAAAUAAUAAAAAGAUAUAUGAUCAUUUAUUUAUUUGGCGUAUUUUAUUACUCAUUUUAUUAAUAAUAUCAUCUAUAAUUGGUUUAAUGGGAUAUAUUAAAUUUGUAAUAACAGAAUCUAUCAGACCAAUUCGAAUUAUUAAUUGGUUAUAA
Apis mellifera (honey bee) is the source of this 826-nucleotide messenger RNA. Its product is annotated as transmembrane protein 218. Bases 488 to 826 code for a protein of 112 amino acids. The record is from RefSeq and is a predicted model, not a curated record. Lineage: Eukaryota; Metazoa; Arthropoda; Insecta; Hymenoptera; Apidae. The transcript is spliced from 4 exons.